Messenger RNA from Aspergillus pseudotamarii, 2317 nucleotides. RefSeq names its product 3'-5' exonuclease. The transcript has a single exon. Gene Ontology annotation, cellular component: cytoplasm; nucleus. Gene Ontology annotation, molecular function: 3'-5' exonuclease activity; nucleic acid binding. NCBI's taxonomy places the organism in Eukaryota, Fungi, Ascomycota, Eurotiomycetes, Eurotiales, Aspergillaceae. The record is from RefSeq and is a predicted model, not a curated record. Gene Ontology annotation, biological process: nucleobase-containing compound metabolic process. Bases 603 to 1751 code for a protein of 382 amino acids.
GCUGUUGGGCGGAUCCUCGAUCAUUCCCAUUCGGACAAUCUUGGCGGGAGGGAAUGCACGUUUAUCCGACCCGAUAGACUUGGGCCAAUCAGGUCUACGAACACCUCUUCAGGGACAUGAAGGUUAUUCUCAACUUAAUCAUACAAUGGUUCAUGAAGAAUUUAUUUACAAUCUACCUGCUAUAUCAAUAGGUUAUUAUCAGGAGGCGCAUUCAGUAUGACUGCUUUGAGAUAUGCGGCCUUCUCGAAUUUUACUAAGAGGGUUGAAACACCCUUUAUGGCAGACGACAAAGCAUCAACAAGACUUUGUUGUGCACAAUGAUUUGCUCCAUAGACUCGAGAAAGCCGCGUUGGUUCAUGAUUCCUUUCAUCUGAUCUCUUAGCUGACAGUUUCUCAGUCGGUGUGGCGUUUCGUAUAAAAGCCCGGCUCUCACAUCUUCUCGAGCCUCCGUUGCUAAUUCAAAACUUGUCCUUACGAUUGAUACAGGCUAUAUCACGACUUCUAGCUACUCAACGUUGACACGCAGGCCGUGUCUUUUGAAGAAUCAGGAAGUUUUGAAUGUCAAGACCGGCGGAAGCCGUGCUUUUUCCUCGACCACAGCCAUGUUUCGAACAACGCUAGCUCAUGUCACUAGCCUGGUCAAAACCGGCUUCAAGAGUCAGCUCAGAAACCGUCGUAUAAUCGACGUCGCUGAUCCAAAUGAGGGGCAACUACGAGAUAUUUCUCGCAAAUCUUUUAUACAUAGCCUCGUACAGUGUGAAAUUCUGAAGGGACUGGAACGAUCCGAGCCCUCGACUGUAAGCUGCAAUAGCCAGCGAUACCCAAAUCACUCUAAGUGUCCCGCAUUAUGUGCGAAAGCGCAGUGCCCCAUAUCAAGCUUCAGUACCAGUCAACGUACACGUCCCCGGGUGGAGGGUGCCUCUGGAAGGCGAGAACAUCCAUCCAUUCACUCAAACACCAAAAGGUCAUGCACAUCCAGUUCUACAGCUCAGUUGACAGUCAAGCAUAUUCAGGAUUCGGAUAAAAUUUCCCACGUCGUCAAAUCCGAACCAUCAAUCCCGGCUCUGGACUCGUGCCCUCAGCUACCCAAAGACAACCCAACUCCAAAGUUCGCUCCCGACUCAGGAGCGCACAAAUUUUGGAGUCACCGACUGUACAAAUCGCCAGAUGGAAAGGAGAUCCUUGUACAUUACUGUAAAACCCUAGAAAGCGCUGAAACCAUAUCGGGGUUGUUUUCGGACGAAUCCAUUCUUGGACUCGACAUAGAAUGGAAAGCCAACGCCUCCGCGGCGGACGGCAUACUAAAGAAUGUAUCGCUAAUUCAGCUUGCGAGUUCGAGGCGAAUCGCACUCUUCCACAUAGCUAUGUUUAGACCAGCGAGGGGUGCGGAAGACCUCGUACCCCCUACUCUGAAACGCAUCCUGGAGUCUCCGGGUAUAACAAAGGCUGGCGUAUCGAUCAAAGCAGACUGCACGCGGUUGCGCAAGUACCUUGGGAUCGAUACGCGCGCCAUCUUUGAACUGAGCCAUUUGUACAAAUUGGUCAAGUACAGCCAGUCGAAUCCAGGGCUAAUUAAUAAGAGGACUGUCAAUCUGAGCGCACAGGUUGAAGAACACUUUGGGAUUCCUCUGACGAAAGACGUUGAGGUUCGAUGCAGUGAUUGGGCGUCUGCUCUAGACUAUUCGCAAGUUCACUGUGAGUUGUACAUUUCCCUGAACAUAAAGGAUUGUCUAACAAGGAUCGGAUUGUAGACGCUGCAGCUGAUCCAUUCGCAUGCGUGUGUCUGUUCAAUACUAUGAAUGAGAAACGGAUGGCUCUAGAUCCAGUGCCUCCUUUGCCGGCACAUGCUGAGUUGAAUUUACCAAUCCAGAUCGUCCAUGAGACUCCUUUGAAUACUGAGCCUGAGGAAGUUGAGGUUAUCGAGCCGAUAGAUACUCUAUUAGUGGGGACUAAGGAACGUUCCUGAAUCUGGUCUCUUUGUUGAGUUCAAUAGUUUGAAUAACAAAUAAAGCCAUGGCCGGGGCUCGGGAAGUUCUAAAUCAUGUCUUGGGCACUAUGCAUAGAUAGCGUGUUCAUGAGAAGCGCCGUAUAUUCGGCAAUACUCCUUUGACUUUAAUAUCAUCACAUUCUGACGCUCUGGUCAUAUCAUGACAGGGGCUAUUAUGCCAAGUCUGCAAAAGCCAUGCCAAGAAUUGUGGAAUCAAUAUAUCUGAAAUGAACCAUUGUGGGUCUUCGUAUGCUCCUUAUUACAGAUCACUUGAGAAAGGGGGUAUACUAUUUCUCUAAAGACCGGAAACGACAACAUGAACAAAGUAAC